AUGAUAAAGGCCGUUCGUGGUGGCGGUGGUAAAGGUAUGCGUAUCGCGACCACAAAAGCGACUUUCGAUGAACAGUUAGCUGCUGCAAGACGGGAGUCCCUGAAGGCAUUUAAUGAUCAAAAUAUGCUCAUCGAGAAGUAUAUUGAACACCCAAGACAUGUGGAGGCUUCCAGCCAAACUAAUUGUCUAUAUGGUCCAGAGGUGUGA
Protopolystoma xenopodis is the source of this 207-nucleotide messenger RNA. NCBI's taxonomy places the organism in Eukaryota, Metazoa, Platyhelminthes, Monogenea, Polystomatidea, Polystomatidae. The record is from the annotation of a GenBank genome assembly.